Purpureocillium lilacinum is the source of this 390-nucleotide messenger RNA. NCBI's taxonomy places the organism in Eukaryota, Fungi, Ascomycota, Sordariomycetes, Hypocreales, Ophiocordycipitaceae. The record is from RefSeq and is a predicted model, not a curated record.
AUGUUGGGUUGCUUGCUUCAGGUUGCUCGCUCGAGCAUCUCCCUGGCAGUCACUUCUUGCCUGCCUCCGUCUCACGGCUCAAUGCUGUGCGAAAAGAGUGCCGCAGGACCAGGUGCUGUCGGCUGGUCCCCGUGGGAAGGGGAGGGCUCUCGUCUUCCUGCCGUUCCUGGCCGGCAUCAUUCGAGGGCGUCAUCAACGUGGCAGUCGUCCAGCGGCCCUAGUCCGGGCCGAGCCCACUCGACCUGCCAAUGGGGCAGAAACAAACGCGAAGAAGGGCCCUGUAGCAAGGCCAUGGCUUGGGCGAGGAACGCGCUCCUGGCCUGGAGGAGCCGGCGCUGCAGGGACUUGCUUUUCGCACAUGAGAGAGCGAGAGAGCGUGUGAGCGUGUGA